AUGGAAGAGAGUAAGACAAAGCUCAACUCCUUCCAGUCACCCGGCCCCCUGCCCAGCUGGGGGCAAGACCAGGCCCUCAGCGGGCACUUGGUGGGGGCAGUGGGUGCCUCAGCCUGGCCACAGUCAGACACUGAGGAGGAGGAGGAGAGACCCUUUGUCAUCAUGGAAGAAGAGAAGAAACCUGACAGAGAUGACAAGUGGGGAGAUGCUGGGGCCCGAGAGCUUGGCCUGAGGGAAGAGGGGACAAGCUGUGAAUUCUCCCAGUCAGUGCCAGCAAUGGCAGCCAAGGAAGUGCCCCCACGUAGAGCAAGGAGUGCCCACGAGCUGCAGCAGUGGAAGGCGGCUAGCGCCAUUGAAGCGGGGCCUACAACUCCCGUCGUGCCCUGCGGCACGACACACCCUCAGUCUGCGCCUACAAUUCCCAUGCUGCCUAGAGCCUACAACUCCCAUCAUCCCCCGCGCCCCACAGAGGCCAGCCCCGCGCCUCCCAUUGCCCAUCAUUACAUGCCCCGCCCCUCCCGCACUACAACUCCCGUGCUGCCCCGCGGCGCUUUUCCCGUGGUUUUUCGGUCCCCUCAGCGCCCCCCGGCCAUGAUGGCGCAGGCGCUGGAGCGCUGGCUCCGAGAGGAGAUGGAGCUGCCGCCCUCCGCCAUCCCCUCCCCGGCCGCGCUCCGCAGGCUCUGCUCCGGCCCCGCAGCCCCCAUUUGGGAUUACGUCAUCCGCCACGUCCGGAACCAGCGGAACGUGAAGAAGAUCCGAGGAAAUCUGCGCUGGUACGGGCACCUGCAGGAGCUGGAGGCUGCUCCAGCUCCGCCGGGCCAGCAGGGGGCGCUGUGCGCGGCCGUGGAGCGGCUCCGGAACGAGGUGCGGGACCUGGGGGACGCCAUUGCGGACGCACAGGAAACGGCGCAGCGCCUUGACGCCUCGCUGGAGGAGGCGCAGAGCCGGCGGUGGGCGGAGCUUGAGCGAGGGGCGGAGCUUCGGCUGCUGGGGGCGGAGCCGGGCCCGGCUGGGCUGCGGGACGGCCACGAGGGGGCGCUGCGGGCAAUCCGUAAAAGGCCGGGCCAAUCCCGGGAGGAGCUGUCGGCCAUCUUGGCCGCAGGGGCGGAGCCAGAAGUGCUGGUGUCAAUCAAGGCCCUGUGCAAGGCCAGGGAGGCGGAGCUCCAGAGGCCACGCCCACACAGAGCUGCCAAUCACCCCGGGAAGGCUCAGAAGGCUCCAGAUUGGUCGGAACAGGCUGAGGCUGUACUGAUUGGCCACAGCCCAGAGGCGGUGCUUUGGGCGCUGGAGGUCCUGGACAAUCAGAGCACAAGAGAUCUCCUGGCUGGCCCUGCCCCCUCAGCCGAGGCCCCGCCCACCCUGAAGAGCCUCCUGCAGGAGCGCUGGGGGGCCGUGGGGGAGGUGUGGGGGGCACUGCCCCCCCUCCUGUCCCACCUGUCCCACCUGAGGGGGCAGCUGGGGACGCACCUGGAGCAGGGGACAGGCAACAAUGAAGUCAUCAGGCAGUUCCUGCUCCGGGAGGGGCUCUUGGCCUACCGGGCCUCCCUGGGCCGGGCGCUGACCCAGCUGCAGCAGGAGCUCCAAAAUCCCCCAAAUCCACCCCAGGAACCCCCAAAACCCCAAAAUUUGGCCUCAAAACCUCAAAAUCCACAAAAUUCAGCCCCAAAAUCCCAAAAUUUGGACCCCAAAUCCUCACAUUUGGCCUCAAAAUCAGCUCCAAAAUCUGCUCUAAAACCCCAAAAUUUGGAUCUUAAAUCCCCAAAUUUGGACCCAAAAUCCCAAAAUUUGGAUCCUAAAUGCCCAAAUUUGGACCCAAAAUCCCAAAAUUUGGAUCUUAAAUCCCCAAAUUUGGACCCAAAAUCCCAAAUUUUGGAUCCUAAAUGCCCAAAUCUGGUCCCAAAUUCCACGGAUUUGACCCCAAACUCGGCCCUGGAGCAGCUCCGGCAGCAGCUGUGGAGGGGGAGGGGCCGAGUGCUCCAUUUGCAGCAGCGCCUGCGGUUCCUGAGCACCGCCACCAGGGGGCGCCGAGCGGCGCUGAAACCGUUGCAGGAGCAGGUUGUGGGCGUGGCACGGGCGGGGCCGGGCUCGGCCCUUCCCCCUCUGGAUGGGGAGAGGCUGCGGCGCCGGCAGCUGGCACUGGGAGCACUGGGAGCACUGGGAACGGAGCCCCGCCCCCUGGCACAGACCACGCCCCCUCUGCAGGGGCUGGCGCAGGAGAUGGGCGUGGCACAGGGCUCGCUGCUGUCCCAGGCGGCCAUCUUGCGUCAGCAGCUCCGCCAGGGGGCGCUGCGCCUGCGCCGGGGGGCGGGGCCUGCCCUGGAGGCGGAGCCAGAGCAGCUGGCCCCGCCCCCGCUCACCGUGGAGGAGGCCGAGCUGCUGGCCCGGCUGCGAUUGGUCAGAGAAGGCUGCGAGCAGCGAAUCAGGGUCUGGCCCCGCCUCCAGGAGCUCGUCAGCCAAUGGUGGGUCCAGCCGGCUCAGUGGGUCCUGGCCACGCCCCCUGGCUGCGCCCCCUUCUCCCAUUGGCUGCAGCGCUGGAGAGCUGCCACCCACGCCCUGCAGGCCACGCCCACCCCCGAGGAGGCCCCACCCACCCCCGAGGAGGCCCUGCCCACUGUUGGGAAGGGGGAGGAGUGA
Molecule: messenger RNA, 2634 nt
Organism: Melospiza georgiana
Lineage: Eukaryota; Metazoa; Chordata; Aves; Passeriformes; Passerellidae
Exons: 20
Coding region: 1-2634 (877 amino acids)
Biological process (GO): spindle assembly; centrosome cycle
Cellular component (GO): centrosome; HAUS complex
Source: RefSeq, a predicted model, not a curated record